AUGGGCAAACUGGGAAUGAGAACUGACCCCAAACUGGUUGCUCCCAAGGCUCGUGUGGAGAGGAUGGAACAAUUCCAGAAGGAGAAGGAGGAGCUGGACAAAGGUUGUAGAGAAUGUAAGAGGAAACUGGGAGAGCUCCAGAAGAAGAUGAAGGACCUGGAAGUGGUGGAAGAAGGAACUGGGACAGGAGAGUUGGAGAAGCUUCAAGUUGAAGCUCAACAGUUGAAGAAGGAGGAGAAGAACUGGGAGAAGAAGUUGGAAGAGCUGAAGAAGAAGGAGAAGAACAUGCCCUGGAACGUGGACACGCUCAGCAAGGAUGGGUUCAGUAAGGUGAGAACCUCCUGGGUGACCCAAUUUUGGGGGGCUGGGAUCUCCUUUGGGGACCCAAUUUUGGGGGGGAUCCCCAAAUCCCAUCCCCCCUCAUUCCCCCCAUUCCCAGGGAUGUUACGACGCUGGGAUGACAGCCAGAAAUUCCUGGGGGAAAACCCCCAACUGGUGUGUGAGGAAACAGCCAAUUACCUGGUGAUUUGGUGCAUCGACCUGGAGGUGGAAGAGAAACAUGCCCUGAUGGAGCAGGUUGCCCACCAGACCAUUGUCAUGCAGUUCAUCCUGGAGUUGGCCAAGAGCCUCAAGGUGGAUCCCAGGGCCUGUUUCCGACAGUUCUUCACCAAAAUUAAG
Molecule: messenger RNA, 678 nt
Organism: Chaetura pelagica (chimney swift)
Lineage: Eukaryota; Metazoa; Chordata; Aves; Apodiformes; Apodidae
Gene: CDC37
Product: cell division cycle 37
Exons: 3
Biological process (GO): protein stabilization; protein folding
Cellular component (GO): cytoplasm
Molecular function (GO): protein-folding chaperone binding; heat shock protein binding; protein kinase binding
Source: RefSeq, a predicted model, not a curated record